AUGGCCGACAAAAACGAAGGGGAAGGCGAUUUGCCUCGAGAUUCUGAGGGGAAUUCUUCACAAACUAAACUGCCCAGACCAGUUUCUGGUAAAUCAGGAGGUUCUACAGGGUCUAAGAAGUCCAUGACUAGUGCAGUUGGUCAGCUUACUGCGAAAGCUUUGCGAGAAUUUCGACUUGAUGAUGAGGGGACUAACGCUUCUGAAUCGGGAGCUGGCGACACUGAAACUGUAAAUACAAACUUAGGGGACGCAAAUGAAGGCCCUGAAGGUGAAACCCUGCUUGAAGAUGAUGAGGAAUACGAGUUACAAGAUGAAAAUGAACUUGAGGAUGAAAUGAAUGAUGUUGAAUUUGAUGAAAAUAUCAAUGUCAUAAAUGACGACGAGCUCUCUGGUGCAGAUGACUCAGACGGCGACAAUGAUUUGGUUGUUUUGGAUCCUGAUCAUGUAAGUUCUGUUGUAAUAUUUUAUCGUUCUGAUGUAGAAUGUUACAGGCAAAUAAUUUGUGGAAUUUGCAUCCAAGUCCAACCAUGUAAUAUAACUGAAAUGUUUUGUUUUCUUUCAGCCUUUGAUGGUGAGAUUUCAAACUGCGUAUAAAAAUCAUCUUGUCAAGCAGAAGGAGAAAUUGGAACUGGAGGAAAGAGAAGUGGUAGGUUUUUGUUAAUAACUUGCAUAUUUUCUCUCUCAGAGAAAUUCAACAUGUUCCAGGUGGAAGUAAGAGACCCCCUCCCAAGAAUGGCAAGGCAUGGCAUGGAAAGCAAGUUCUCCCUCUCCCCUUAGUGAAAGUCCGCAUCUCCCUCCCCAAGAAAAAAACUACUGUAGUACCUUCUCCCUCCAAAACAAGUAAGCACCUCUCUUCCUAGAUAGUCACCACCACCAUGAGAAAGCAAUGUUCCCUCCCCCCAGAGAAAGUUGACACCCCACCGCCCCAAGGAGAAGGCAGUGCCCCUUUUGUCAGAACAAGUCAGCACCCCCACACAUCCAAGUCAGCGCCCCUCAGAAAAAUCUUCCCUUCAGAAUUGUUGUUGUGAUUAAACAUGACGUACAUCAAUAUUUCCAUCAAUAAAACCAAUAGACUGUAGAAUCCAAAUCAUAUACUGUUUGCUUUUCCUCUGUAUAGCUCGAGGAACUAACAAGACAAAAGAAAGAUCGUGAAGAGCUGGGUGUGAACUUGUACAGCUCUCAACAAGAACUAGCCAGGCUUCAGAUGUUACUUGAGAAAGAACAUGACAAAUAUAAUGAGAAUCACAACUUGAGAACAAAAGCUGAAGGGACGAUGAGUAACGUCAAGGAAAUUCACCAGAAGAAUACAAACAUACUGUCUGACCAAAGAAAGAAAGGUGCAAUAUGUUCAUAUUAAAAUAAUUUGUUAACAUUUGAUACUGAAAACUUUAACUUUUAUGUUUGAGGACACUGCGUGAAUUCUACCGUGGUUGCCAGAAGUUCUCGUAUCUUCCGCCCUAUUCUCGCUUGUACAAAUUACUUACCGGUAAUUUAUAUAAUAUGGCGGCACGAGAACCUUCGCCUUCUUGUAUUGAAACAUUGUAUUGUAUAUAACUUUUCUUUAGUUCAAGAACUCCGCACUGAAGUGGAGAAUUUAGCAUCACGUGUGUUGUACAUGCAAGAAGCAAAGGGGGACGUUCGUUCUGAUAUUGCUGUGAUGAAACGCGCUGCUGAGAAAGCACAUGGCGAAGUCACGGAGGCUGAACAACUUAAAAAGAAACAGGUGCGUAGGCUGCAUGUUUUCCUUUCCCGACGCAAUAGACGAUUCCCCUUAUUACGUUUUUGUAGCGCUUUGCAUUGUGGUUAUAGUGGUAUCACUGACAUUCAAGAUGGCUUAUUUUUUGUCCAGUGACCCUUGCAAGAACUUUUAAAAAAAGCUAGGGUCAGGUACGUGAUAGCCAACAGCAAAAUAUUCGCGAAAACAUUCAAUAUUUUCAUUAGAGGCCGCUAUCUUUAUCAGUGAUACCACUAUAACCACAAUGCAAAGCGCUACGAAAAUGUAAUAAGGGGAAUCGUCUAUUGCCUGCAAUAAUCAGGCCAAAUUCAUACAAGAGAUAUCAAGAUUUGUACUCACUGGCAAUAUUCUGAGAACAAAUCUUUUCUUGACAGUCUGUCUAAUGUCAAUACCGGUACUUACUGUAUUAGAUACAUAGAGGAUUCAUCAGACUAAUGGCAAGACGAACUACACACGUAAGCUAAAUAGUGACGAAAUACCUAGAUAGUUCUUCCUGACAAAUAAUCCAUUUAUUUGCCACAUUAAUACCCGACGAAUUAUCAGAGGAACUUUCUUUGCCCAUGUUCUUCCAAACAGAUCGUCCAAACUUUCACAUUUCUCAUAAGAGAGGCAGGAAUGAUGAUAAUUUUUUGCUGCUAUUCAAUUUUUCAGGAUUUCUUGGUUGAUCGUCUGACGCAGAAAGUAGAUCGUCUCCAUGAGGAGAUUGCGAUGUACGAUGCACAAACUCUCGCACAAGAAGAAGAGACAAGAUCUGCUCAAAGAACUCUUUCUGAAGCCGUCACCGAGAUAGAGGUGUGUGACCGCUUGAUUAAAAUAAUUAGCGUCUUAUUAGAAUAACUUUUGUUCACUAUAAUAGUAAUGAUUAAUAUGCUAAUUUGCACUUAAUUAGAAUAAUGUGCGCUUAAUUAGAAUAAUUUGCGUUUAAUUAGCGUGUUUUGCGUUUAAUUAGCAUAUAUUGCGUUCAAUUAGAAUAACUUGUGUACGUUCUUCAGGCAAUACAGUUAGAGAAAAAGCAAUUAUACCAGCAAUGGCAAAGCAGUUUGAUUGGAAUGAGCAGACGAGACGAAGCAUUUGCCGCAAUGCAGCAAGCUCUCAGGUACUGUUUUAUUACUGCUCUUAUUCAUUCCCAAGCUGACCUGGGAUGUGGAUUCUUGUCUUCCAUCUUUUCCUGUCUUUACCAUGUCCACCAUCAGUUCCUUGAUAUUUAGAUCUUACACAGCCCAUUUAUCUUCUUCGGUCACCCCCAUCUUAAGUCUUAUUCCUUAAUCUCUGGCCAGCUCUCCUUUAUCUCUUCUUAUUACAUAUCCAUACCAUCUCUGCCUUGCUUCCCUCACCUUCUCUGCAAUGUCUAUCACAGUAUCACCUUAAAUAUUCUCAUUUCUUCAACUCCAUCAUGUCUCUGACCAGCUCUCCUUCAUCUCUUCUUAUUACGUGUCCAUCCCAUCUCUGCUUUGCUUCCCUCACCUUCUCUACAAUAGAGAGUUUGGCAAAUACAAGGGCAACGGCAACGGCAACAUGGUCAUCAACAAUAGCAUUAAUCCUCAAAGACAAAGGCGAAUGUAAAUUACAUGGUCUUAAGCGUUGUGCAAUGCCGUUGUUGUUGAAACUAGUACGUGAUUUGCAUCAUUUUCACGGUGCAUGACUACGGCAACAGUUAAUUCGUUCGAUGUUAUUUGAGGUGUUUUAUUUGAAUUCGCUCACUAUUUUUACUUAAGGGUACGUUUGAAAGAAACAGGAAUACUUAAAGAGGCAAAUUAAGUAUAGUAACGUAUACUUUGGCUCAAAUACAACAAUAUAAGCAAUUAUAUUUUCCCCGUUGCCGUUGUCGUUACCGUUCUAGGUUGCCAAACUCUCUAAUGUCUUCCACCUUACGUCUUCUCAUCUCUUCAACUCCAUAAUGUUUCUGACCAGCUCUCCUUCAUCUUUUCUUACAAGUACAUACCAUCUCUGCCUUGCUUCCCUCACCUUCUCUGCAAUGUCUUCCACCUUACGUCUUCUCAUCUCUUCAACUCCAUCAUGUUUCUAACCAGCUCUCCUUCAUCUCUUCUUAUUACGUGUCCAUACCAUCUCUGCUUUGCUUCCCUCACCUUCUCUACAAUGUCUAAUGUCUAUCACCCCACAUCUUCUUCUGAUCUCUUCAUUCCAUAAUGUCUCUGACCAGCUCGCCUUCAUCUCUUCUUAUUACAUGUCCAUAUCAUCUCUGAUUUGCUUUGCUUCCCUCACCUUCUCUGCAAUGUCUAUCACCUCACAUCUUCUGAUCUCUUCAUUCCAUAAGGUCCAGCUCCCCAUCUCUUCUUACAACGUAUCCAUACCAUCGAAGCUCCGUUCUGCUACUUUCGCUGCCACUACAUAUAAGAAAAAUACGAACUCUGAUAACUACAGGUUGACUACCAUCUGCUGCACGAUAGUUCUUAGUGAAACCAUCUACUACUUAACUUUUCUAUAGUCUUCAAAUAGAACGCAUCAAGACAAUCGAAACAGAACUGGACGGAUACCGGAACUCCAUCUCAAAAGCUCAAGCCACGAACGAACAGUUGACUUUAAUGCAGAACAGAAUUGAAGCUGAUAUCUCCAUGGUGAAAAAAUUGAUCGGCGUCAGUCUGAACAAACAGGAGAUACUAAAGACAGAAUAUAGUAAAUACAGUCGGAUGCUACAUGAAACUGAGCAAGCGUUGAAUAAAGCUAAAACGGUAGGAUGUUUGAUUUUUUCUGUGUUGGUGUAAUGUACUCAGGUGAAUAAGAUGCUUGUGAUGUUACUCUGAGUGUAUAUCCACAUCGGGCAACCUUGAAAAAUAUGCCUGUCCACGGUGGGAAUCGAACCUACGACCUUUGGAAUACUAGCCCAAUGCUCUUCCAACUGAGCUACGCGGUCAGGUCUGUUCGAGUAUGUGAUAUUUCGGAACAGAAUCUAGUUCCUUCGAUAUCAAUGUAGUCUAAUAAUCAUGAUUUACAUACUUGAACCGACCUGACCGCGUAGCUCAGUUGGAAGAGCAUUGGGCUAGUAUUCCAAAGAUCGUAGGUUCGAUUCCCACCGUGGUCAGGCAUAUUUUUCAAGCUUGCCCGGUGUGGAUAUACACUCAGAAUAACAUCACAAGCAUGGUAGAGUAUUUGGUUUCGUUUGAUGCAUUACUACCUGAACAAUAGUAGGAAUUCUCUUUGUAUUUUUCAGGUAAUGUUUUUUAUGUUACUCUGAGUGUAUAUCCACACUGGACACAUUGGUAUCGAAGGUACUAGAUUUAGUUCCGAAAUACCACGCACUCGAACAGAUUUGGCCUCGUAGCUCAGUUGGCAGAGCAUUGGAUUAGUAUCCCAAAGGUCGCGGGUUCGAUUCCCACCGUGGUCCGGUCGUGGAUAUAUACUCAGAGUAACAUCAAAACUUAUUCACCUGAGUAUAUAACAUCAAAACACACACAAAAAUAUCAUUUUUCAGGUAGUUGCAUGCCUAGCAACUGAAGUUUUGUUGUUUCUUAUUACUCUAUGUUACAUUUCCACCUGUAUACAGGACAUAACGCUACGUGAGAGCGAGUUGACAGCCUUGAGAAAACAGGUUGAGCGAGAGUACGAAGAGAAAGUUCGAAUCGAGGAAGGCAUCAUGGAGAAACUCCGAAGUCAAAUGACUUUGGAUAAAGCUGCUCAGUAUAGCAAGAAGGUCACGGAUAAGAUCAAGAAACGUGGCACGGAAUUGGUAGGUUGAUUAGAGAAUCUUUCUACAAGUGAAAGGCGAUAACUUUCUAGGAUGAGACACUAGUCUAUUGUUGGUUUGCUUGUGGCUAGCUCUUCACAAUGGAUUUUGUAGACCUGCAGUGGUUAGAGCUUCUGAAUAUUCCUUCUUGUGUUUUUUCAGGACAACCAACUAGCGCAGGUCGAGAAUGACAUCUCGCGAGAUCUGAUGGCGAUCAGCAACGUUCAAACACGUUGGAGAAAUCUUGAAGACGUCUUAAAACAACUGAACGAGGAGAUCAGACAGAAAAAUGAGACGGCAGCGAAGAUUGAAAAUGAUAUUGUGAAAAAGAACGCAGUCAUCGAGAGGAAACAGAACAUGGUGGAUCAGUUUAAUAAACGGAUUGAAACACUUAAGAACAAAGACGGGGUGAGUUGUAGGGUUGUUCACGUGUUGUCCACAUGUUGCGCACUGAUGUUUAUACAUGUUAAGGGUUUCAAACGUUCACUGUUUAUACAUGUUAAGGGUUUCAAACGUUCACUAUUUAUCUACCCGUCGAAGACUGCAGAACUGGCAGUCGAAAGCUCGUCCAAAUGAAUGUUUUUAACCAGUGAACGUUUGAAACCCUUAAUAUGAAUCCUGGUUUCGCAUCUAACAUCUUUAAAUUUAUACAUGUUGUCGACUCUAUUGAAUUGAUUGUGACUUUAUCUAAUAUAAUUUAUACCUUUAUCGAAUCUAAACCGUUCACCCUAGAGAUCCAGUAAGGGCCAUCUUUUAUUGCAACAGUGUUACUACAGGAGGUAACCUAAACUAAACAACUUUAUUUAUUCUGGAUAGCGGGAAGUUAGACAACUGUAUAGCGCAGGAAUGAAACCUCGGUCAGAAGAGUCAAAGACACAUGCACGAACUACCGUGCCACUGAUUCAUUUUAUAUUUUUUCUUUCUUUGUUAGGGUCAACAAUUGGGUCCUUUGGAACUACAGAUCAGCACGUUGCAGAAGCAGGUCGAAGCGUCCAAUAACAGCAUUAUAGAACUGCAGCAGUUUUGGCUUCGGAACCAGAGCGAGUUAGUGAAGACCGUUCAACGGGUGGGGCAACAGUCGGAAGAAAUUAAGUCUCUGAAGAAACAGUAUACCAUCUUACGACACAAGAAGCAACGAACUGAAGGUGAGUCGUUUAAUUUAUAUCCUAAUUAUCGUUGCUCGUGUUGGUGCCACAGUGGUAAGUGCAUGUACUUUUCACGUCUGUGACCAGGAUUCGAUUUAUGCAAUAUGCAGUUGUCCGAUUCAUUUCAUCUCAGUCACACACAUGUGAAAAGAGUGCUUCCAGUUUGACUCUGCUAAACACCGAUGGCUUUCCUCAGUUCAGAGAUGGUUCUUACUGGAUUUGUACGACGCCUAUCCAGUAUAAAUAAAGUUAGUUUAGUUUGGGUUUCCUCCUGUAGUAACACUGGAUCAAUAAGAGAUGACCCUUACUGGACCUCUAGGGAGAACAGUUUAGAACUGAUAGAGCUAUCCAAUGUAAAAAAGUUAGUUUAGUUUAGGUUUCUUCCUGUAGUAACACUGGAUCAAUAAGAGAUUAUCCUUACUGGACCUCCAGGAAGAAGAGUUUAGAACUGAUAGAGCUAUCCAAUGUAAAUAAAGUUAGUUUAGUGUUUUGAAGUCGAUAUUUUUGUGUUUAGGUGACAUCCAACAUCAUUUAAGUGAGAUGAAAGAUAUUGAACGAAAUAUUCGCAACAUGCAAAACGAAAUGACCAAACUCAAUACUCUGAUCACAAAAGAGAGAGGAAUGAAGGACAAUUUGGAACAGAGUAAUAUCCUUAUGGAGGAUGAAUUUAUACGAACACUCAGGGUGAGAAUAUGGUGAUGAUGAUGAUGAUGAUGGUGGUAUGAUGAUGAUGAUGAUGGUGGUAUGAUGAUGUUGGUAGUGGUAUGAUGAUGAUGGUGGUGAUGAUGGUGGUGGUGAUGAUGAUGAUGAUGGUGGUAUGAUGAUGUUGGAAUGAUGGUGGUGGUAGUGCUGGUGAUGGCAGUGGUGUUGGUGGUAGUGUUGUUGUUGAUGAUGGUGAUUGUGAUGAUGGUAGUGUUUUGUAUCCUCAUUGACUCGUGUUUUUUCUCUACCAUUGUUUCCUUCAGGAAGCAGAACGUGAAUCAGUUGAGUUGCAAAGCAACAUCGAUGGCAUGAAAGAGGAAAAGGAAAGACUGUUGAACAGUUUAGUCGAAGCAGAGUAAGUACAUGAUCACCCUGCUUGCUCAUCGUUAAACGAAUGAAGAGCUUUACUUACUGGAAUUAUGUUUUGUUCAUGUCUAGGAGACAGAUUAUGCUUUGGGAGAAGAAGACUCAGCUAGCACGUGAAGCAAGGGCGACUGUAGAUGACGAUUAUGGUCAUGGCGAGAUUAAAGCAAUGAAAGCAGAAAUACAUCGUAUGCAGGUAUGAACGUCUAAAGUGUACAUUUGCCCAGCUUAAUACUAGGGAGUUUCACUAAACACUAUCGUGCAGCAGUUGGUGGUCAUCCUGCGGUUAUCAGAGCUAGAAAAUAUGUCGUAGUCUUGUUUAUGAUGACAAGUACAAGAUAACGUCAGAGAUGUAGUUUAAUUUUCUUCCUUCUUUUAAAAGUCAACAUUUUUGAAGUUGAACACCAUCUGCUGCGCUGUAACGUUUUCUGAAACCUAACAACCCAGUGAAUAUGUUACCAGUCCAUUGAAGCAAUAACCUUCCCAUUGAAUAUAGGUGCGAUACGCUCAGUUGAUGAAACAACAAGAAAAGAUGAUCCAAGAUAUGGAGAAAUCCAUCACUAGAAGAGAAUUCAUUAUCACAAGGUAAUCCAAUCCCUCACCUUCUCUGCACUGUCUACCACACCACAUCUUCUGAUUUCUUCAUUCCAUGUCUCUGACUGGUUAUCCAUAAUCUAUCCUUAUUACAUGCCCAUAACAUUUCAUCUUUGCUUCCCUUACCUUCUCUGCCAUGUCUACCACACCACAUCCUCUGAUCUCUUCAUUCCAUGUCUCUGACUGGUUAUCCAUAAUCUAUCCCUAUUACAUGCCCAUAAAAUUUCAUCUUUGCUUCCCUUACCUUCUCUGCAAUGUCUACCACACCACAUCUUCUGAUCUCUUCAUUCCAUGUCUCUGACUGGUUAUCCAUCAUCUAUCCUUAUUACAUGCCCAUAACAUUUCAUCUUUGCUUCCCUUACCUUCUCUGCAAUGUCUACCACACCACAUCUUCUGAUCGCUUCAUUCCAUGUCUCUGACUGGUUAUCCAUAAUCUAUCCUUAUUACAUGCCCAUAACAUUUCAUCUUUGCUUCCCUUACCUUCUCUACAAUGUCUACCACACCACAUCCUCUGAUCUCUUCAUGUCUCUGACUGGUUAUCCAUCAUCUAUCCUUAUUACAUGUCCAUAACAUUUCAUCUUUGGUUCUUGUCAUCUUCUCUGCAAUGUCUACCACACCACAUCUUCUGAUCUCUUUAAUUCCAUAAAUUAUCUGGCAUGUUCGAACAUGCGCAGAACGUUCAACCUUACUGUGACUGUUACGUCUAUCCUACAGAGGUGAUGCUCAAACGAAGACGGGGAAAAGUGUGAACACAAAGGGAGCUUACCAAAGAAAAGUCGCUGAACUAAAAAAGAAAAUAAAGCAGACAAAUAAUGAUGCGAACGAUUGUGAUAAAGACAUUCGCUCUCUUCAAGAAAAUCAACAACAAGUCAGUACACAGCUGGAAGAUAAACAAAGUAAAGUGUAUCAGUUGCAAAGUUCUGUGGACGAGGCUGACUUGAAUAUUGAUAGAUUGACUGAUGAACGAAAACGGGUAAGCGUUUUCAAUUUUAUUGUACAAUCAGUUCUAAACUGUUUUCCGUAGAGGUCCAGUAAGGUCAUCGUUUAUUGGUACAGUGUUACUACAGGAGGAAACCUAAACUAAACUAACUUUAUUUACUGGACAGCUCCAUAAGUUCUAAACUGUUAUUCCUAGAGGUCCAGUUAAAAUAAACUCUUAUUGAUUCAGUGUUACUACAGGAGGAAACUUAAAUUUAGUUCACUUAAUCUGUAGCGGAUAGCUCUAUCAAUUCUGAACUGUUUACUCCAGAGAUCCAAUAAGAGUCAUCCGUUCUUGGUCCAGUAUUAUAAAAUAACAUGUAUAUAACGCGUGCUCUGAUUGGUCGAAACCCGUGUUUGGAUCAGGCCAUCCAAACACGGAAAUUUAAAGUGAAAGUUUUUUAAAAGUGAAAUUUUAACACGGAAAGUUGUUAUUGUUGUUGUUUGUUUUCUUAGUUGUUGUUUUCUUAACUCUCGCAACAUUCCCGCGUGUUUGGAUCAGGCCAUCCAAACACGAAAACCAUAAAGUAAUUGUAUAUUACCAAAGGAGGAAACAUAAACUAAACAAACGUUUUCUACAGUAUAGCGGAUAGCUCUAAGUAAUGGUAAUCUCUUCUUGGUCCAGUGUUACUGGAAACUGGAAGUACUCUUCUCACUUGUGGCUAAAUCAAAAUUAUAAUCAGGCAACUGCAUAUUUCCGAACUCGAAAACACCAAUGGGUAGCAGAGAUGAAAAACUCCUCCUUGUUCAAUUUAAUUUCUUGGCAAUUACUUCUUCUUUAGAACCUUGCCGACAUCUUAGCAGCCCAGAAGAAGGUCAAGCACCUGACAGCUGUGAAAGAAGGUCGAUACACCACACUGUGCAAGACGUCUGAAACUCUCGACUCUGAGCUACAAAAACAGAAAGAUCGACUGCAAUCGUUGAUGACCAUUGUCGACCGCUUGAACCAAGAGUUUCCUUACGCACAGCCUGCAUUACGAAAAAUAACUUUGUCUCUUGGUAGCCGAAGUGAAGCUUAG
Paramuricea clavata is the source of this 10218-nucleotide messenger RNA. Lineage: Eukaryota; Metazoa; Cnidaria; Anthozoa; Malacalcyonacea; Plexauridae. The record is from the annotation of a GenBank genome assembly.